Messenger RNA from Symbiodinium natans, 1953 nucleotides. NCBI's taxonomy places the organism in Eukaryota, Dinophyceae, Suessiales, Symbiodiniaceae. The record is from the annotation of a GenBank genome assembly.
AUGGCAGACUUGACGUCUGUGACUGCGGAUGGCAUCGAUCGGAUGGUUGUCGAGGAUUUGGACCUCAGCCCGUCGGCUUCCGGUGGCUUUGCGGACGCAGACGUCUCUUUGGCCGGGGCGGCGGAUGCCAGGUUCGCCUGCGAGUGUGGAAAGCUCCGACUCUACUAUUCCAUGUUUGGCAAAGAGGAGUGGUGGUGGAUCAUGGACGACUCCCUGGCGGCCAUAGGCAAACACUUGAACAGCCAAGGCUACUGCGUGUUGGACAACUUCCUCACCGACACCCAGGCCCAGGAGCUUCGGAGGGAGGUGGCCACAUGCCACAAGGCUGGGCGUUUGGAGGCCGGGGGGUUGGUGAACGGGAAGCUGCCGUCGGCCGACGAUGCCAAGUACGCCGACCGCAAGACGCGGGGCGACGUCAUUGGGUGGUUUGAUAGUGGCCAGGAGGAGUGGCCACACGGCAGAGGCUUGGAGGGCUACCUUCUGAAGCUAGGUACCCUGGUAUCCGAACUGCAAGCGACUGUCCCCGAGCUGUCGAAGAUCACAUCCCGCUCAAAGGCCAUGGUGGCCUGCUACCCUGGAGGCGGAGCACGCUACGUCAAGCACGUGGAUAACGAUGGCAAGCAUGCCCUUUGCAAGACAAGGCUUCUAACUGCAUUGAUCUAUUUGAAUGAUGGGUGGGAGGAUGGCGAUGGAGGCGAGCUUGCGAUCUUCAGAGCUGAAGAUGAGAACGCGGUUCGCAGAGUCGUCGCUCCGGUUGCCAACCGUGUCCUCCUCUUUUGGUCCGACUGGCGGACUCCUCAUGAGGUUCGGCCGUCGGAGAAGCUGCGCUACUCUGUCACGCUCUGGCUGCUGGACAACACGAAGAAGGGCCCAGACGAGCAGCAGGGCUACCAAGAGACGCCUCAGCCACAGCCCUCGCAGCUUUUGCAGCCUCCGCCGCCGCAAACUGACGAAGAUGCGGGCCUUGCGGAGAUCACUUGCCCCGAUGUGCAGCACGAAUGGAGCCUCCGGCCUGAGCUAUGGGAGCUGAAAGUGCUGUUUCAGAGCGAUCCGGCCGAGUGCCCGGCGCUGGAGCUGUCAGACGCACUCGUCCGUCUCCUGCGCGCCGGGGUGUCCAUUCUGUGCCUGCCUCUUCCGGCCGGCGCGUCCGGAGCUCCUCUCUCCAAGUGGUCCAAGAAGAAGCGCACUCUGACAAUUCAGUUCCAGCGCGACGCGGUGCCGGCUUCACCGAGCCAAAAUCCACAUCCUGGCUUCGCAAAUUUCGUGGAGCAGCUCACUUCCCAGGGUUGGGGGGUGAUCGACGGCUUCUUGCCAGGCCCAGAGGCAGACGAGCUGAGGUCCUACGUGCUUCAGCAGAGAGCUUCUGGGAAGCUGAAGACGGGCAAGAACUCCCAUGAGGGCCCCAUCAGAGCCCUCGAGGAUGGAGAGAAGAACCCCAUGAAGAACGACGAGUACACAUUCUGUGACUCGGAGCACCUGGAUGCCCCUUGCUUGAGGGAGCUCACCCGCCGCUGCAACCAGCUCCUAGCCAAGCUGAUGGUCGGAUCCUGCGAGGGAGGAACCAACCUACUCCAGGGUCACCCCAUGAUGGCCGUUUACCCCGGGAAUGGGUCGGCCUAUGGCCGGCAUUUGGACUCCACAGCCGGCGGCAGGGGUGCAAAUGGGCGAGUGCUAACGCUCGUUCUGUACUUGAACCCCUUCUGGCGAGAGGAUCAUGGAGGCUGCCUCAGGAUUUUGAAGCAGCUAGCUGACGAGGGGAAAUCUGGCAAAGAUGUCGAGCCGUUGCAUGGUCGGCUGGUGGCUUUCUUCUGUCAGGACCAAAACCCCCACGAAGUCCUCCCUGCUUUUGCGGACAGGGUCGCAGUCACCAUUUGGUACUACGAUGGAGAUCGUUUGAAGGAGCGCUGUGUGGGCGACGAGGCUGCGCUGACUGGCGUCUUCGAAGGCGGCUAG